Messenger RNA from Paramisgurnus dabryanus, 2641 nucleotides. RefSeq lists its product as uncharacterized. NCBI's taxonomy places the organism in Eukaryota, Metazoa, Chordata, Actinopteri, Cypriniformes, Cobitidae. The record is from RefSeq and is a predicted model, not a curated record.
GUCGCCAGCUAAGCUCAAACGGCUCUGCUAAGCUGCUAUCGAAUCACAACACACUAAACAAACUAAACAAUCAGAACUCAUUACGUAUUUCUGAAGGAGGAACUUCAUAGAACAAGGACGACAUCAGCCGGUUUUUAGGGCAAGAAAAACAGCGCCAAACAGAUAAGUAAAUUGUGUGGAAAAAUAUCGCGGUUUUUACAUGUGAAACAUGAACACGUCAUAUUACGCACUGUAAACGCAACCAAAGCUUCAAAAACACAGAAAGAAUGGGACCUUUAAAUGAAGUGCAUUUUUAGAAUGUGUUAUUCAAAAAUGCUUCACCGAGACCACAAGGUUGAAGAAGAAAGAAAAACUUCCUGUCUUGAGUGAAACGCGGCACAUUGCUCUGCAAAAGCUGUUGCACUUUCACAGCAGCAAUGAUUUUUUUGUAAACUGCAAGGCAACAGAUCACAACAGGAAGAAAGAGAAAACAUCAAGAGAAAACAUCUACUGCUUCUGACCGAACUUGACCUUUUUGUGGACAGGACUACAGAGGCUCGAGAAAGACAUCUUCAUAUUGACAUCAUGCCUUCAGCACAAAAGUUUUUAAAAAGUUUCCAUGCAUUUCUGGCCAGCACUGGUGUUUUCAGCUCUUUUCCAUUAAGUCUUUUGUUACUUGGACUGGAGGAGUUGAUUGAAAUAAAGCUUUCAUGCCCCUGCAGUAAUAAUAUGUGGAACCAACUUCUAAUAGCAUCCAUCUUUUUAGGACCCUUUUUCCUUAUAACUGCUUUAAUGUUCAUCCUUGUAAAACCUUGUAGAUAUGAUUACCCUCUGUCUUCUGCAAAAGCAACCCCCACAGCAGUCGAUUCGCGGUCGGAUCCACACCAAAUCAGCACCAGUGUCAACAGACAUGCUGUUGAUGCAGAGAACGGCAGACGGUUGGAGGAUGGAGAGAAUGGCAACAGCUCCGGUGCAGAUUUGAUCUGGCAAAGAAUCAUAUGCUGUCUGACAAAUAAGACUAAAGAUGAUGCGACGAAUAAAGCAAAUGAGGAUGAAGAUGUUCCAAACAAUUUCGAAUUGUUUGCCAAUUGUUUCAUUCCUCCUGUUAUUUGGCUCAUCAUCUUGUUUUUGGAUGGUGAUUAUCUGGCUUGUAGCUUGACAACAUGGAAAGGACAUUAUGUGUUUAAUAAAGAGCUAAACAGAAAGUGGUGUCAACCUAUUGAACACAGCCGUGCUGGAAAUGAGAGUGAUUUACAACACGAAUAUGAGAUGUUUAUUGGCAUUUCUCAGUUCUGGGGUUAUGCAGUGCUCGGAUUCUUAAGUUUUUUGAUCAUUUGCAAAGUGUUACACUUUGACUGCCAGAGAAGAAAACUCAAAUCAACAGUGGUUGUUGAUGCAGGGAAAGCACCAGAUGUUAAUGAUGACAAUAAUGUCAGAAAUGUUAAUAAUGAAAAUAACGGCGUACAUGUUGAUGAUGAAAAUAAUGACGCACAUGUUGAUGAUGAAAAUAAUGGAGCACAUGUUGAUGAUAAAAAUAAUGACGCACAUGUUGAUGAUGAAAAUAAUGACGAACAUCUUGAUGAUGAAAAUAAUGACGAAUAUGAUGAUGAUGAUGAAAAUAAUGACGAGUAUGAUGAUGAUGAAAAUAAUGACGCACAUCUUGAUCCAGUGAAUGUGCCGCUCAGAAAGCUCCCUAGAAAAAAAUAACUGUGACAUUAUUUCCCCUUGAUAAUAGUUCAUAAAUGUACAUUUUUAUGCAGGGAACUAUCUUUAAUCAAAUUUGUGACAAAUAUCAGGUAUUCUAAAAAAUGUGAGAAUGAAGCUCAAAAAGUUUUAAGGUUAUUUUACUAAAACUGAUGAGCAAAUGGACUGUCUGCAUAGAGCAGAUAAAUACAAGGUCAUCGUGCCUGUGGUUUUUAGGUUAGUUAAUUGCUUGAUGGAUAUUAAAGCUUUGCGUGAAAAAAAAACACUUAUUGCUUUUAUAAAACUGCUAUUCCAUAUACCUAGCUAGAUUUAAGGAAAUAAACCAGGCAAAUAAAAUUUUAUUUUACUGCAAAAAGUAUUAUGCUUUCACCAAGUACUGUAGUUUUGAUGUAAGGGCUAAAGGCAUUUCCGAUUGUCAUCGAUGCGACAACGCAAUAGCAAUCACUUAUGAGCAGAGCUUUUUUCAUCAGUGACGAAACAAUUUUUUUACCUUCAGUUAUUUCACACCUGUAAGAUUGGUGGCGCUGAUGAACAGUGAACAUAACAAAACUGAUCAAAACAAAGAGGGAAAUAAAUGUAUUUCUCUACUAGCAGUAUGAGAAAAGCAAAAUUUAUUUGAGUUUAAUAUUGAAUGUACUUAUGCUUAAAGAAGCACGUGAUGUUACAUUGAGUGAUAUUAAACACUGUUUUAUCAUUAUACAUAUAAACAUGAGUUCAGAUGUAAGAAUAUUUUCAUGUUUUUCUGUCAUAUUAUGUCAUAUAUGGUCUGACUUUUAUGGCUGCAUUGUUUCUUGCCCUUUACGUAACAAUAACAUGCUGAAUAAAGAUAUUGCUAAUUAUCCACAUUUAUGUAAAAAGAGCUUUGGUUAUGUUUAUAAAGUAUUCAUGCAAAUCAUAUACAUUUACCCGUGUGACAUUAUAAUGCUAAGUUAAAAUUUUUUAAUUAAAGGAAACAUAA